Molecule: messenger RNA, 1185 nt
Organism: Cephus cinctus (wheat stem sawfly)
Lineage: Eukaryota; Metazoa; Arthropoda; Insecta; Hymenoptera; Cephidae
Gene: Coq5
Product: 2-methoxy-6-polyprenyl-1,4-benzoquinol methylase, mitochondrial
Exons: 5
Coding region: 214-1113 (299 amino acids)
Biological process (GO): ubiquinone biosynthetic process
Molecular function (GO): methyltransferase activity
Source: RefSeq, a predicted model, not a curated record
UAGUUAAAUCUAACUGAAUCAGUAAUAUGAAUGUGUAAACAAGAUUGUUUUAUUAUCGUGCCCCAACUUUAGACACGUAUGUAAUAAUUACUUUGCAUAUUCGAACUGUACACUUUCAAGUUUUCCACUAGAUAUGCCAACACCAGGCUUGCAAAACCCCAAGAUAAUGAAAAUCCUGUUCUAUAGUAAGAACUAUCAAAAACUUAUGUCAAGAUGGCACUUUACAAAUGCUUCUGUAGGAUAUUCAUAAGGCCAGAUGAAAUUGUGUAUAGAUACUUGAGUACUACAUUUCAGAAAUAUAAUAAUGUGGAAACAAAUAAAUCGGAAGCGAAUAACGACAGUAAAACGACACAUUUUGGCUUCGAAACUGUCAAGGAGGAUGAGAAGGCACAGAAAGUGCAUACAGUGUUUGAAAAUGUUGCAAAUUCCUAUGAUUUAAUGAACGAUGCUAUGAGCUUGGGUAUACACAGAAUUUGGAAGGAUAUUUUCAUACAAGAGCUUGCUCCGACACAUGGUUCACGUUUACUGGAUACUGCUGGUGGCACAGGAGACAUAACGUUUAGGUAUUUGAAUUAUUUGAAGAAUUCAAAGAAUCCAAAAGGUGUGCAGAGCCAUGUGACUGUGUGCGAUAUUAAUCAGAACAUGUUAGAUGUUGGUAAGACGAGAGCUGAACAACAGGGAUGGACAUUGGAGAAUGGCUAUAAUAUUGUUUGGAAGCAUGGUGAUGCAGAGAAUUUGCCAUGUGAAGACAAUUCCUUUUCUGCUUAUACAAUAGCAUUUGGAAUAAGAAAUGUCACUCACAUUGAUAAGGUUUUAUCGGAAGCUUAUAGGGUGCUGCAACCAGGUGGUCGUUUCUUGUGCUUGGAAUUUAGUCAUUUAAACAAUGACUUAAUGCAAUGGGUAUACGAUAAGUAUUCCUUUCAAAUGAUACCAGUUAUGGGAAUGUUAAUUGCUGGACAGUGGCAACCUUAUCAAUAUUUGGUAGAAAGUAUAAGGCGAUUUCCAAAGCAAGAAGAUUUUAAGGAUAUGAUUGAGUGCGCCGGUUUCCGACAAGUGACUUAUACGAAUUUAACAUUUGGAGUCGUAGCAAUACAUUCAGGAUUUAAGCUAUAAAAGGUACAUUAAAAUUGAUAAAUGUAUCGAUAAAAAUAAACAUGUAAUUAAAUAAAGAUUUUGUUCCACUUA